AUGCCUUCCGGAAUUUGUGAGGAAGCAGAGCAGGUGGAGGGCAGCCAAAGCGAGCCUAGGAGGCUUCGGAUUGUUAAAGUCCCAUUUCUCCCUCAACACCUGCUGCAGGAGGUCGAGUGCACCCUGCCUGCUGAGAACUGUGAGUCUGGAAUUAGAAGCAGUCUAAGGUUCAAAGUUGGGGAGGAGAUCAUCUCUGAGAGGUAUGCAGAGGAGCGUGACCGGGCGGAGGCAGAGGCCCGGGAGAAGGAGACCAAGGCGCUGUCCCUGGCCCGGGCUCUGGAGGAGUCCAUGGAGCAGAAGGCGGAGCUGGAGCGGCUGAAUAAGCAGUUCCGCACGGAGAUGGAGGACCUCUUGAGCUCCAAGGACGACGUCGGCAAGAGCGUCCACGAGCUGGAGAAGUCCAAGCGGGCCCUGGAGCAGCAGGUGGAGGAGAGGAAGACGCAGCUGGAGGAGCUGGAGGACGAGCUGCAGGCCACAGAGGACGCCAAGCUGCGGCUGGUCAACCUGCAGGCCAUGAAGGCCCAGUUCGAGCGGGACCUGCAGGGCCGCGAUGAGCAGAGUGAGGAGAAGAAGAAGCAGCUGGUCAGACAGGUGCGGGAGACGGAGGCAGAACUGGAGGAUGAGAGGAAGCAGCGGUUGAUGGAGGUGGCUGCUCGGAAGAAGCUGGAGAUAGUCCUGAAAGACCUGGAGGCCCACCUCGACUCUGCCAACAAGAACCGAGAUGAGGCCAUCAAGCAGCUGCACAAACUGCAGGCCCAGAUGAAGGACUACAUGCGGGAACUGGAGGGCAUACGUGCGUCCAUCCUGGUUCAGGCCAAGGAGAACAAGAAGGUGAAGAGCAUGGAGGCCGAGAUGAUCCAGCUGCAGGAGGAACUGGCAGCCGCCGAGCGCGCCAAGCGCCAGGCCCAGCAGGAGCGGGAUGAGCUGGCCGACGAGAUUGCCAACAGCAGCGGCAAAGGAGCCCUGGCGUUGGAAGAGAAGCGGCGCUUGGAGGCCCGCAUCGCCCAGCUGGAGGAGGAGCUGGAGGAGGAACAGGGCAACACAGGGCUGGAGAACGACCGGCUGAAGAAGGCAAACCUGCAGAACGACCAGAUAAACACCGACCUGAACUUCGAGCGCAGUCACGCCCAGAAGAAUGAGAAUGUGCGACAGCAGCUAGAGCGCCAGAACAAGGAGCUCAAGGUCAAGCUGCAGGAGAUGGAGGGCUCUGUCAAGUCCAAGUACAAGGCUUCCAUCACUGCCCUGGAGGCCAAGAUCGCACAGCUGGAGGAGCAGCUGGACAACGAGACCAAGAAGCGCCAGGAAGCCUGUAAUCAGGUGUGUCAGCUUGAGAAGAAGCUAAACGACGCUUUGCUGCAGGUCGAUGACGAGCGGAGGAACGCCGAGGCGUUCAAGGACCGGGCUGACAAGUUGUCUGUCCGCCUGAAGCAGCUCAGGCAGCAGCUGGAGGAGGCUCAGGACGAGGCCCAGCGGGCCAACGCCUCCCGCCGGAAGCUGCAGCGCGAGCUGGAGGACGCCACCGAGACCGCCGACGCCAUGAACCGCGAGGUCAGCACCCUCAAGAACAAGCUCAGGCGAGGGGACUUGCCGUUUGUCGUGCCCCGCCGGAUGGCCCGGAAAGGUGCUGGCGACUGCUCGGACGAGGAGGUGGAUGGCAAGGCGGAUGGGGCUGAGGCCAAAGCUGCUGAGUAAUCUCUCCUCCUGCUGCCUGGAACGGAUGGACAGACCGCCAGAUGACUCCGUCUCCCCUUUCCAGCACCCCCCACCCCGCAGCACCCUCCUCCACCUCCUGGGGACUGCCGUGACUGUGACCUCCCCACCCAGUCCCACCAGGCCAGGAGACCUCAAGCCUGCGCCUCCCCGCCCGCCCCCCAGGCCUUGCUGAGGGCGUUUGGCUUCCUCCACUGCAUCUGCUUCUGCACCCUCCCACCCCCAGCACCCGAUACCAAAGAGUCAGAGUCUUGGGCCCCUGGCCUGGGAACUGAGUGACCAGCAGGCUCUCGGCCCUCCCUUGCCACAUAGCACAAGACAAGGAGGGCAGGCCACCGGGGAUGGGCAAAGAGAGUUUUCUACGAAUCUAUUUUUCUUCAGACUAAGAAGUUUUGAUAGCCCAGCACCCCAGAAGAGUUGUCACCUUCCUUCCCCCACCUCCGCCACCAGCUCCCCCUCCUCCUUUGCUGUUGGCAAUCACACACGGCGACCUCACGACCUCUGCCCCGUUGGCCCCGCACUCCCGAGGGCCCUGGGUGAUUGGGUAAGGGCAGGCCCAGGGCUGCCCCCUCUGUGCAGGGCACAGAAUGCGGGGUGCAAGGAAGGAGCCGUCCCUCCCCACGCGCUCUGGGCAGCGCCACAGUGGUCCCCUUCCUGUUUCAGAGUGUCUCAAGUGCAAUGAUGACCCCUUUCCCUCCUCUGUGGAGGGCAGCCGGCCCCUGCCACCAGGGGGCUGCUGGGCCCAACAGACAGGGCUUCGGGGCCACGCUGGGAAGGCCAUCGGGGGCUUCUCCUAACAUUCUUGGGGACCAAAUAUAUUUAAUGGUUAAGGGACUUGUCCCAGGUCUGACAGCCAGAGCAUUGCGAAGGGCCAGCGGCCCUCCCACACGACCUUGUAUCUACUCCAGGACUGGGGCCCGAGGGUACAUAAUCUGCACCAUCGACUCAGUAUGGUUUAAAGAUCUGCCAUCUGCAUGGAUGUGUUUGAAAGCAAAAAAAAAAAAAAAAAGGUUUCUUCUCCCCUCGCCUUAUAAUAAAUGAUAAAAUUCCAAGUCUUUAUCACUGCCUUUCCUUUGGAACCAUGUUUAGAAGAGAGUAGCUUGUCCUACACUGGUCUACACUGGUUGCUAAAUUUACCUGUAUUCCUAACUGUUUUGUAUAUGCUGCAUUUAGACUUACUUAUGGCAAAGAAGGCAUCUUUUUUUUUCUCUUUUGAAGAAAACACAACAAAUCAUGAAGAUAUAUGAAAGCUACGUAUGCCUAAAAAGCUCUGAAUUCAGGUCCCAGUUGCUGUUACAAAGGGGUGAAUGGAGCUCCCAGUCCCACCCCUUUUUUAUAUAAUUAAAGUGCCUUCGCAUGUGUUACAGCUGUCACCACUACAGUAAGCUGGUUUACAGAUGUUUUCCACUGAGCGUCACAAUAAAGAGUACCGUGCUACGA
This is a messenger RNA of Mustela erminea (ermine), 3150 nucleotides long. Its product is annotated as myosin-9-like. The record is from RefSeq and is a predicted model, not a curated record. NCBI's taxonomy places the organism in Eukaryota, Metazoa, Chordata, Mammalia, Carnivora, Mustelidae. Gene Ontology annotation, cellular component: myosin complex.